AUGGCGCCAGGCUUGUUAUCUCUGCCGCCUGAAAUCAUUAUCGAGAUUCUCGUACAGCUUUCCUACCUCUCGCUCUUCGCUACCGUCUGCACAUGCCGGACCCUCCGCGCCAUCAUAACCACCUCACCACGUGUACAAUACGCACUCCAAGCCUCUCUUGCAGCAGUCACUCCCGCCGACGAGUCGCCCACCCUCGAUCACGUCGCUUCGCGUCUCCGAGCUUUGCGCACACGCGAGAAGAAUUGGUCCAAGCUACACUUCACAGGGACGACCGAAUCACAUGUCGGGCAUCGCACAAGCGGUAUAUAUGAUCUCACCGCCGGCGUCUACCUUCUGGGAGAGUCCGGGUGGAGCGACGGAGACUCCGCAACUACCACUAAGGCUAUACACUAUGUCCGGUUGCCUAGCAAGCCGACGCCGAGCGAGGAAGUUCAGUGGAAGAGGAUUGACGUCGGGGAGGAAAUUAUCGAUGUCGGGCUCAACGUCGUUGAACAUGACUUGAUCGUGAUUGCUACUCGUGCUCUCGAUACGACAUCGCCUUCGGCAAUCCAUCAUACUCAAUCUGGCACGCCCAACUUUUGGGUCCUCCGAUUGCAUCUCUUGAGCUUGUCCACUGGCGCAUCCCACCCUCUGGCCCGUCAGCCCGUCCUCUACCUCGGUCGCGCUGGUGCAGGAAAUCACAGAAUCCGGAUCGAGAUCAUCGGACAGCUGAUCAUCUUACUUAUUCUACAUCCUCCGGAUCGCGAAGGCGACGAGAUGGUCGUGUACGAUUGGUUUACGGGAGAUCUCCUCAUGAGGGCGGACGCAGGCCGGGGGAUUUACACAGGCUUCACCCUACUAACGCACGAUACGAUCGUGCUGCCCAAUCAUAGAGCCAACUGUCUCGAUAUCGUAUGUAUGCCCUGGCUCUCCCCGGCUCCGGAUUGGACGUCCAACCAUGCCCCGAUCGAACCAAUACAAGAAAUAAAGCCGAUCCUCUCAUUGGAGCUCCCGCCUCUGCAGCCGGGCGUGCGACUCGUCCGGUCAACUUGCAGAGGGGAGCCGAAUCCCCACGCGCCCCGCCAGCCGCUGCAUCCUUCGUCUGCCGAAAACGCCAUUGUCAUAUUCAAACUCUUCUUCCAGGACCGGACGAUACGGACCCGUGGUCCGUACGGCAUACCCUUGGCCGGGCCUGUAAUGGCCUUCGCAUUUGUAGUCCAUCGGCGCGCGCUGUGCGAACUAAUGCACUUGGCCACUGGCCGCGAACACACCGGAGCCGCACCUGAUCACCCAUCUGUUCCAUGGAGCAUCUGGGGUCCGCAACGCACUCGCUGGUUUGAGGGGGAAGAUAUCCCUGGUCACUGGAUCGCAACCACUUGCGGUCAGAGAUACGUAAAUAUACCCGAGGACAGAGAGCCGGACGAGAGGGCGUGCAUAUACGUGUCUGAUUUCAACCCGCUGACGGUGAAGCGAUUCAUAUGGGAGACAGAGAAGCGGGUAAGAGAACUAGCAAAUCGAACCCGAGCCGUGACCGAGCGGAACGUGCUGCAUGCUGCAAGCGUCUGGAAAUGUCCAAUCGUGAGCUUGCUGCCAUAUGUUUACGUAGCAAGUAGAGAGCAGUACGAGUAUCAGAGUAUCCUCGUCGACGAGGGUCGUGUUAUUGGAAUGAAGGUGAGCGAUUGA
Punctularia strigosozonata HHB-11173 SS5 is the source of this 1662-nucleotide messenger RNA. RefSeq lists its product as uncharacterized. The record is from RefSeq and is a predicted model, not a curated record. Bases 1 to 1662 code for a protein of 553 amino acids. Gene Ontology annotation, molecular function: protein binding. The transcript has 6 exons. NCBI's taxonomy places the organism in Eukaryota, Fungi, Basidiomycota, Agaricomycetes, Corticiales, Punctulariaceae.